AUGGUCAAAUGGAGAUUUCGUUCGAAUGCACUUCGACUUGAACCUACGACAAAAAGAAAACGAAAACGGGUGUCAUUAUUCGAAUGGAUUCAACUGAUUGUUGCUUUUGCCGUACCAGUUGCUAUUACCGUUUAUACUAUCGUACAAACGAACAACGAAAGUUCAAUAGCAGAAGAAAAUCGUCGACAAGAUUUUGAACUAGCCAACAAAACGCGACAGAACGAUUUGUUGAUAGCCGACAACCGCGAGAAAGAUACCAUCUUGAAUAACUAUCUGAAUUUUUUAACAAAGCUUCUUGAUAAGCAUGGUUACAAUCUACUCUAUGGAACUACAGCUCGUUCUAUUUUACAAUUAAAUACGUUAAUGGUUCUCGAACAAUUAGAUCCGAAACGAAAAUCUUAUUUAAUUCGUUCGUUUUACGAGAAUAAAUUGAUCACACAUGGUGAUGUUUAUACAGCAGUUAUUGAUUUAUCUUCUGCUAAUUUGAUUCAAUUAGAUUUGAAUAUACAUAUCUUGUUGGAAUUUUCUCGAUCUUCAUUCUUAUGUGUCAAUGCAGCUCAGAGUUUUCUUACUGGCUCUUCAUUUCGAAAUAUUGACUUAUCUGGGAGUUUUUUUCAACGUGCUUUAAUGAAUGCAGUCGAUCUGAGUUCAACAAUCAUUCGUAGAACACAUUGUGAUAAUAACCAAAGUGAAGCAUCGUUCUCUCAUACAUAUCUUCUCAAUGCUUCAUUUAAUAAAGCUUCUUAUGCAUAUGUUGAUUUUACUUCUGCAACGAUGGAUUCAACACAAUUGAGAGAAUUUCAAUGUAUUGGAUGUGACUUUACUGGUGUGUCUCUCGUUGGAACUGAUAUGAGCUAUGCUAAGUUCCAUUUAGAACCAGACUUAACUACUUUAUCAGAAAACAAUCGGAGAUCGAUCUUUGUCGGUGCCAAUUUAACUGACAGUAUUCUCUAUGAAAGCCAUUUUAAUGGUUCAUCAUUUGUCAAUGCCAGUUUGAUCAACUCCAAUAUGAGCCGAAUCAAAAUGAACAAUAUUGAUUUUUCUCGAGCGAAUCUUGCUAAUGUUAAUUUUACUCAUGGUCAAUGUCAUCGAUGUCUUUUCAUUGGUACAAAUUUGACCAACAUCGACUUCACAAAUGCAUCAUUAGACGAAAGUCAUUUCGACCAGGCGUUUGUCACGACCAAACAUCUUAUUCGAGCUCGUUCACUUGCGAAUGUCAUUGUAUCGAAUGAAGCCCAACUUACGAAGUUUUCUGCCAACGAGUAG
Rotaria sp. Silwood1 is the source of this 1266-nucleotide messenger RNA. The record is from the annotation of a GenBank genome assembly. Lineage: Eukaryota; Metazoa; Rotifera; Eurotatoria; Philodinida; Philodinidae.